Protopterus annectens (West African lungfish) is the source of this 1289-nucleotide messenger RNA. RefSeq lists its product as uncharacterized. The record is from RefSeq and is a predicted model, not a curated record. Lineage: Eukaryota; Metazoa; Chordata; Ceratodontiformes; Protopteridae. The coding region runs from base 143 to 748 and encodes 201 amino acids. The transcript is spliced from 6 exons.
CAAAACUUUCAUUUUAUAUCUCUAGAUGAGAUCUGACACUGCAAACGCAUAUACAUCUUGUACACUGCAGAGAAAGCUUUUUCACUGAGGGCAGUUUUUAUAUGUGAAUAAUACAGAAACAGACCCGAGUAUUUAAAUCUAGAUGGAACAGUUAUACAGAAAGCAGACAAUGAUGUCUCUCAAGCUAUGCUUUCUGUUCAGUUUCUUAGUGCUCAUUUCAAAUGCUCAUCUGAAGUGCAAGGAAGCAGAUCCACUAUUGCUCAAAUGGAACUCUACACAGAUCUAUGGGAAGUGGAUAUACAUUGGUGGUGUUGCUGAUGACGAGGAAACGGAGAAAAUGCUUAACAUCUCUGAUAGUGCAUGGAUGGACUUUCAGCCCCUGAAUAAUAGCCAUGUGACCAUUUGGCAAACUGCACGAAUUGGGGAGCCAUGUCUGAAUUCUACUUUUUACUUCAAUAUUUCUGAAGAAUCCGGCUACUUACUUCUGCAAGCACCACAUCUGACGGGACGGGUAUUUCCUGAGUUUAAGAAGUGUCUGCAUAUUUAUUUCAUAUAUGAGAAACCAUCAAAUACAACUGUUAGACUACAUUACUUGUACUCCAGAACCAAAAAUGUAAGAGAUUCCUGCAUGGCUGAGUUUAAGAAGCGACUUCAGUGUUAUGGUAUUUCCCCGGUAAAUCUAAUUAUUGUGCCGCAGUUAAAAGAACAAUGCCCGAGUAAAGAAGAAACUGAAAUUAAAACUGAAUAAGGAGCAGAGAUAACCAAACUUAUAUCCCAAAGGCUGCUGUUUGUGAACGCAUGAGAUAAUGUCCUUAAAGACGCAGGCAUAUCUAAGUGGUUGUUCAUGCUUUAUACUCAUUGGUAUAAGAUAAUUUAUCUGAUUAAUCACACAUACAUUUAUCACAGAAAUAAACUGGAAAUAGUUUAUCCAUUCUUUUAUUCAGACUUGUUAACCAAAGACGUGGAGAGAGGCAUGUAGAAACUGACAAGUAUUGGGAACAUCUGCCUCAUUUAGUUUUAAUAGAAUUCUGCCAGUUGUCUGGGGAGAAUGUAUCUUUUUUAACUCCAUUUGUAUGAAGAUAGACUAUCUUGUUUUCCUUUUAAUGCACCACUUUUGAUCUUCUGUGUGUGAAUUCUGGAUAUUGUUCAGUGGUUCACUUUAAUAAAUAUUGUUCUGAAAACUGAUGAAUAAUAUUCUGGUUAAACCUUUGAAACAUUUUCUAUUUUUCUUUAAACUCUGCUGCUUAUUGUAUGUGUCAGUAAAUAAUAUUAAAUCCACUUUUACCAAA